This is a messenger RNA of Coniosporium apollinis CBS 100218, 1641 nucleotides long. RefSeq lists its product as uncharacterized. Lineage: Eukaryota; Fungi; Ascomycota; Dothideomycetes. Bases 1 to 1641 code for a protein of 546 amino acids. The transcript is spliced from 4 exons. The record is from RefSeq and is a predicted model, not a curated record.
AUGGCGACCGUUGUCAGGAUUGAUCAACAAUCACCCAUACACCUACCUUCUGGUGCGGGCUGGAGUUACGCCCAGGCUUCCACGCUAUUAAACCCAGCUACGGAAGCAUAUCAAGAGGCCGUUACGCUUUUCAGCGCCGAGCUUACGCACGACGAGCGCAAACGUAUAUGGCUACAAGGCAAGCAUGACAUGAAAGAUGUCCAAAAGGCUGUAUCCGAGGCCAAAGCGAUGUACGAGAGGUCGAAAACCUCGGAGGCGAGAAUAUGGCUGGACAAGCUCUCCUCGCGCAUCAUUUUAUACGGAACUGUUCUAGAUACACUGUCACAGCAUCAUGCCGAAUACGUCUCAUUGGUUUGGGGGGCUAUCAAGUUUGUGCUUGUGGGCAUUCUUAACCAGGAAGAACUCAUCAAACAGUUAGCCAAAGCACUGUGUAAUGUCGCCGACGCUCUGCCACAUAUCGAGCUUAAGAUAAUCCUGUAUCCGACAGACGCAAUGAAGAGUCUCGUGGCAACUCUCUACGCACACAUCAUCAAAUUCGUUCAACGGGCAGCAAAUUGGUACAAGGAGGGGAAGAUGAAGCAUAUGCUCAGCGCUAUCGCACGGCCGUACAAGCUGCGCUUUAAAGACAUCGUUGACGAUAUAUCUGAGGCUGCUAGGAGAGUUGAUCGAUUGGCUGCGAGUCUGAGUAUGGCCGAACAAAGGGAAAUGCAUCUGAAGCAGCAUGACACGCAUACAAUUGUGACUGAGAUGAGGCGCUUCUUGGAAGAACAACACAAACUGCAACACUCCGUUCAACUCGACACUAGCCGGCGGGUUUGCGAGAUCCAAUUCUCGCAGAUCUUGACGUUUGCAGCUACCACGCCCCUAGUUAGCCCGGAAACCACCCGAGGAAUAUACGUCUCCAUGCGAAACCGCCGAAGACGCCUAAAGGGCAUGGGGCCAGCGCCAUUCAGGAGCACUCCGCAAGCUUUACAAGCUUGGGCAGUAGAGAGACAGUCUUCUCUCAUCGUUUUCAGAGGCUCUUUUAGAGCGCGCAACGUUCUGAACGACUUUGUUGCCGAUACAAUUGAUCUGAUUGUCGAUGCAAACAUCCCUGCCGUCUGGGUGCUCCAAACCAGGAGCGACGGCCAAUACUCCUCUGUUGAUAUUCUGAAGCAGUUGGUUCUACAGGUCCUGCAGCAGAACUAUAGUCUUCUGAAUGAACGCUCCGCCUCGCUCAAUGCUGCCCGGUACCAGAGCGCAACUACUGAAGACGAAUGGUUCAAUCUUUUGGGUUCCGUGCUUGUCGGCCUUGCUCAGAUCUACAUAAUUGUCGACGCUGAAAUGCUAAACAGCGGCAUCGAUGGUCGCAUCACCUGGGCAAGUGCGUUCCAAAAGCUCUUUGAUGAGCUGGAGAGACGAGGCGUCGAUACAGUAGUCAAGGUCGCCAUUAUCGGCUACAAAGCAACAACCCUCAAUCAUUUGCCCAAAGCCGUUGUCGACAGUGCUGUACAGAUUCCUGAGAGCAAGUGCAAAAAGGCGAUGGCUCAAGCUGGAAAACAACGGGGCCGCUCAAACCGGAAUAUCAAAUCCAUGCGGCUCUGGCCGAAUUCGCAGUUGUCUUCCCAUUCUACGGUCACAUCGAGCAAUGGCGUGCGGUAG